AUGUCGUUCCUUCGUCAAGCCACCGGCGUUCUCCGUCAGACCCGGGUCAGCCCCCUAUUCAGCACGAGCAGCGCCUCGUCGCUCCGCACCGCCGUCCCGCUGGCCACGUCGGCGCGGCUGCUCUCGACCGAGGCGCGCAAGCUGAUCGACGACGCCGUCAAGUCGAACCCGCUCGUCGUCUUCAUGAAGGGCACGCCCGACGCGCCCAUGUGCGGCUUCAGCAGGGCCGUCGUCCAGAUCCUCGAGGUGCAGGGCGUCAAGCCCGAGACGCUCCGGGCCUUCAACUGCCUCGAAGACCAGGAACUGCGCGAGGGCAUCAAGGAGUACAGCGAGUGGCCCACGAUCCCGCAGGUCUACGUCGGCGGCGAGUUUGUCGGCGGCUGCGACAUCAUGCUCAACAUGCACCAGUCUGGCGAGCUCGAAGAGCUGCUCCUCAAGCACGACCUCCUUCUCCCCCUCCAGCAGGACGGAGCCGAGGCACCCAAGGCCUGA
Pseudozyma flocculosa PF-1 is the source of this 492-nucleotide messenger RNA. RefSeq lists its product as uncharacterized. The record is from RefSeq and is a predicted model, not a curated record. The transcript has 4 exons. Bases 1 to 492 code for a protein of 163 amino acids. NCBI's taxonomy places the organism in Eukaryota, Fungi, Basidiomycota, Ustilaginomycetes, Ustilaginales, Ustilaginaceae.